GGAUCUGUUGGUAUUUCUUAACAUGCCCUUUAAAUAUGAGGGCACUUCCAGAUCGUUCAUGACGGUGGUCGGCCUGCUAGCAGCUGUUUCUGAUUAUCAGCACGUCUGUAAUCUGUCGUCCCCUUGAAGAGGACCAGGACUCAUCUAAAGAAAGAUUAAAUUGAUUUGUUUAUUUUACACUAGAUGUAUCAGGAGUAUUCAUUCUUGGGUGGAAAGAACAGAGGUGACCAUCUAUAAAGACAUUCAUCUUUCCUUUCUCAAACCUAGCAAGGAUUGCGGACACAACUGCAGUGAUUCAUCCAUCAAUUCAAGCUUUAUCGUUGAAGGAGACAGAUUUCUUUUUGUCAACCGGGGUAAUAAAGAGUCCAUUUUCACCAUCGGUCUGUGGAUUAUACUGACAACAAGUGAAAGAGAAGCCAUCUGUCUGCAAACGGCCUUGCGUCCGCAACUCGACCCUGUCAGAAAAAAGGAGAGUUCAAUCACCUGUAUCCUGCUGAGGUGUCAACGUACCUGCUUCAACUCUUCAACAUCCACACCAGUAAGAAAGCAUCAACAGUCUGACUCUAUUCCAGAUUGUUCAGUCUGGACCUUUGAUCUGAGACACUCGACCUCAGGCGUUAAUCACAGAGAACAUACGAACAGAACCACAUAUCAAAGUGAAGCUUCUGCUGAAGCUCGGAGGACUCUGAGGCUCUGUGACUGUCAGACCGCCUAGUGGUUCUGGCAACUAAUCCCACAUCCUAAAAGAAGAAGAGGCAGCAAGUGUUCUCAGGUAAAGAGACAGCCAAGCCUUUACCUAUCAGUCUACAGAGAGACAAACACACCUGUCUGAUCUUUAACAGACACCUGUCGGAUCCACAACUGUUAAAGGCUCUUCUGACUAGUCAUGGCUGACUGGAGUCUGCUGGGAAACUUUCUAGAAGAAGUCCAGGAACAUUCCACCUCGGUAGGAAAGGUGUGGCUCACUAUUCUUUUCAUCUUCCGGAUCCUGGUCCUGGGCACAGCUGCCGAGUCCUCGUGGGGCGACGAGCAGGAAGACUUUACCUGCGAUACGGAGCAGCCCGGUUGUGAGAACGUUUGUUACGACCGAGCAUUUCCCAUUGCGCAUAUACGCUACUGGGUGCUCCAGAUAGUGUUCGUGUCCACACCUUCUCUCAUCUAUAUGGGACAUGCAAUGCACAGCGUCCGCAGAGCGGAGAAGAGGAGGAAAGAACAGGAAGAUGGAACACAAAGAGAUGGAGAUGGAGAAAAGUACCCAGAAGAAGACAAGGACUCUGAGGAGGAGGACGAAGGUGGAGGUGGGAAGGUGCGAUUGAAGGGUGCUUUGCUACAAACGUAUGUACUUAGUAUCCUCAUCCGCACCGUAAUGGAGGUGAUCUUCAUCAUAGUCCAGUACCUGAUCUAUGGAGUCUUCCUCAACGCACUCUACGUGUGUAAGGGUCCUCCGUGUCCGCAUCCCGUCAACUGCUACAUCUCGAGACCUACGGAGAAGAACGUGUUCAUUGUGUUUAUGCUGGCGGUAGCCGCCGUCUCUCUACUGCUCAGUGUCGUGGAACUGUAUCAUUUGGCAUGGAAGCAGUGCAAGAGGUGGUUGCAAGAAUAUAAGACUAACAAACAACGACCGAACACGCCAUCCACCAUGGCUGCAGUCUCACCAAACUCAUCCACGCCAAACCGAGCCUGCACACCACCUCCCGACUUCAACCAGUGCCUGACAUCGCCACCAUCUUCCCCUACUAUACAGACACACGCACACUCGCUUAUACAUCCAACCUGCCCACCCUUUCAUGACCGACUGGCGCGCCAACAAAACUCAGCAAACAUGGUUACCGAAUGCCACCGAAGUCAAGACUACCUAGGGCUCAACUUCUUGAGCUUCUCACAAGCACCUACAGAGAUGCCCAACUCGUGUGCUUCGCCUUCAUUUCUAAGCAGCGAAUUUGAUGAGGACAAGCGAAGGUUUAGCAAGAGCAGCGGGACCAGCAGCCGCAUGAGACCGGACGACCUUGCAGUAUAGCACUAACCAAUCACAUAUGGAAAAGGGUCGUCUAGUGUGACUUGUCAUAAACACGCUACAUAAUUUUGCACUUGAGCUAACUUAUCUAUGUUAUUGCUGACGAAAAGCCUCAGCCAGAAUAUCAUAAGGAGAAUCAUUGAACUUUAAAAAGUCAACAAGAAAUCAAAAUGGAAUUCUUCAUACAUGUUCCUGGUCUUACUACGAACAGUGCGAUGGUGCACGUUAUUCUAAAUAAAUAAAUACUAAUCUUCAUAAUCGUUAUAAAUUCUUAUCACCUCUGAAAUGACUUUCGUUCACUGCAUUUUGAUUUAGCAUUGGAAAUUGUGUCUCUGCCUACUUUUCCCUCACAGAAUUUGUUGACUUUACCACAAUUUCACUUUAAAGUUAACUAAUAAUGCACUGUUGAGAUGAUUUUCCACUGACUUUGGAUUCCCCCUCCCUUACUGGCAAAUGAGAAGUUAUAGGUGAUUUCUUUACGUUUAUGAUGUACUUUAUAAAUUUGCUGAUCUGAGCAGCAUGUAAAAUAGUCUGCUGAUAAAUGGAAAAUAGACGUAGAGCUAACUAUCUGACAGACAUUUUGCAUUUUGAACACUCACUGUGACUGCACAAUCCACUUUGAUUGUGAAAAAAGACAAUGGAGAGAGACAACUGUGACAUGUAAUAUUGCAAAAAGGAAACAUUACUGUGAAUAUGUCAUAACAGGCAGAAACAAUUCCAUCUAAUUCAACAAAAUCCAAUAACUCCAACAGUGAAAGUGUGAUUUAAAUUGUGAAAAUCUGUGGUGAAGAGAUCUUCAACUAAAUCCAAUUGUGCAUAUUACUGUAUGCCUGAAAAUAUGAAAGAAUGUAAAACAAUGUUAUUUCAUUUUCUUUUAACUUGUGUAAUUUGUUAACCUAUAUUUGUAAAAACAGGUUGUUUAAUGUUAUUAAUGGACAAUAAAGUAAAGAUAAAUGUUGCGAAACCUAAAA
This is a messenger RNA of Ctenopharyngodon idella (grass carp), 2985 nucleotides long. RefSeq names its product gap junction protein, alpha 5b (gene gja5b). Gene Ontology annotation, cellular component: connexin complex. Gene Ontology annotation, biological process: cell communication. The transcript has 2 exons. The coding region runs from base 887 to 2017 and encodes 376 amino acids. The record is from RefSeq and is a predicted model, not a curated record. NCBI's taxonomy places the organism in Eukaryota, Metazoa, Chordata, Actinopteri, Cypriniformes, Xenocyprididae.